This is a messenger RNA of Drechmeria coniospora, 4626 nucleotides long. RefSeq lists its product as uncharacterized. The record is from RefSeq and is a predicted model, not a curated record. Gene Ontology annotation, biological process: regulation of transcription by RNA polymerase II. Gene Ontology annotation, cellular component: mediator complex. Lineage: Eukaryota; Fungi; Ascomycota; Sordariomycetes; Hypocreales; Ophiocordycipitaceae. The transcript has a single exon. Gene Ontology annotation, molecular function: transcription coregulator activity. The coding region runs from base 1 to 4626 and encodes 1541 amino acids.
AUGGAUGCUGCCGAAUACGAUACCAAUACCCUUCUUGUCGUGAGUCUAACGGACCUCGCAGGGCCUCGAAUGACCCUGUCACGCCGCGCCGACUGUGCUAACGUAUAUGACCCAUGUCUCCAGAGCAAUAUUGCAUCAGUCGUCUUUCGUAUUUACGAGUCUCCUUCCGACCUUGGGCAAAAUUUUGUCCCAGCCGCGCUAGAGAUCGAGAGCUCGCUGCGAACCAGUGGCCAUGUUGUGUUCUAUGACCCUGCCCGCCGCGGCAUCUGGCACUUUCAGAUCGUCGGCAAGGAGGGGCACGAUCAUAUCACGAGCGAAAGACUCGACUCUUCCCUCGACCUCUGUGGAUACAAGCUCGUUCUCGCCGAGGAGGGUACCCUGGAACCGGCGAGUCUGCCGAGGGCUCGCACUCAACCUCAGCAGCAAGCGGCCACCUCAACACCGACCAGUUCCAUAUCCAGCGCGUCCGCUCUCGAUCAGUCUCAGCGCAAUACGCAAACGUCGCCUCAAUCCGCUCUCGGCUCGAACUCGCAAGAAGAAGCAAAAGCUGACGACCAAGUCGGAGCGGAUUCGAAGUUGGCAUCUAUCUUGACGACAUACGAGAAUUUCAUCACCGCCCUCCUUUUGUCCAUCUCAUCCACGUUUUGCAGCUUUUCCGGAGCGACUCCUCUCAAUUACCGAACAGUUCUACUUCCACCCAGGCCAUUGGGGAGACCUCUUGGUCCAGACGACGACCAAGAUGCCGGCUCGGAACAGGUACCCGUUCUCGCGACCCUAGGGGCAUACCUGACAACCACCGGAGCACUCGUUGUCAGCUUUGGCCUCUCCCAAUGUACUGGCCUUGGCCUUUUCACCGGCUCAAGUACGCCUCUGCUCGGCACGUCCAUUCUCGCUGCUCCCUUUGGAGUUGUCGCUAAGAAUCAGUCACCGGCGACCGGCGAGGCUGGGACGGCAAGCCUAGCCCAAACACCCAAUACGCAGGCCCUGAGCCAUCAUGGAAGAACGGACCUCCAUGAUUCCUUAUGGAAACAGGCCUGUUUGAAGAUGCUGAAGUUGCGUGGCGUUGCUACCAACACUCUCUCAGACUGUUCUUGGGUGAACCUGGUCGUAUCGAAGCCAAAGCUGCAAGGCGGCCAGGUAGAUUCCAAGAGGGCCAGGUCCGUGGGCUCCAUGCUCACAAUUCCUUGGCCGAAGCCGCUCUGCUUUCGUAAGAAGGCCGUCGAAGUAUGCGCGACAAGCCGAGUCGGAGAGACGCUCCUCAGUGGUCACGAAGAAUGCCAUGACCCGUUGGCCAACGCAAAACUUUGGUUCAGCUCUGCUGCGGAAAGGGACGAGAAGAUGUCGAAGCGAGUAGCCGAGCGGGCAGCCACAUCGAAGGAAGCCAGCCCUACGGACACUCGUGCCCCGAAAGCAAGCGCAUCCUCACCUGCAGCCGUCCGGCGACCGAGCACGGCAGCAGCAAGUGCUAUCUAUCCAACUCCUCCAGACGGGAUCCAGCCUCCGAAUGGAGCGACUCCGUCGUUUGACGGCGCCGUCUCGAGCCCUGGAAAUCCGUUAUCGGCCGCUCUGACCACUGAGACGGAUACACUGCCUUCGAACACGAUGGCCACGGCCGACGAGUUUGAUGUCGCCAUUGACUUUGAUGAUUCAAAAAGGCAACGGAGCGAUAACAACCUUCUGGGUGUUUCGGAUACUGUGUUUGGCGACAUGGCAGGUGAUAUGUUUGGCGACAACGACAUCACAGAAGCAGACUUCAACUUUUUCGACGAGCAGCCGGGUGAACUGGAUCAUGAAGCGCCAAUGAUCCGUACAGGUAGCGACAGCCGUACCCGCGAGGAUGCUCCAAGGCCAGGGGAGCCACCAUUGAAGCCGGCGGGCGACGCUGCCCCGGAGCCACACGAUGCCGUGUUUGCUAAGCCGGAACUGAAGCAUGCUAGAAGCUCGCACAUUGACGGUGCCACGCAGCGCGGUAGAGAUGGAGCACCGGGGCCACGAGGGGCCACGGGAGGCACGAAGCGUCAAGCCAGCCCCUUUGACCCCCAUACAGUAUUCAAGCGAGUGUGCGCAUCGUUGGAGGCUAGCGUACGGGGUUCCGACCGAUCCGUGCCUAACACAUCCAGGAUGAGAAUAUUCGAAAGAAUGAGCUUCGAUCCAACUCUGCCUAUGAUUAACAGGAAAUAUGAGCAAGGGGGACAGUUCGACUACAAGAAAAUUUCCAGCACGGAGAAACCCAAGCUGGAGCCGGGCACGCUCCCCGAAACGGACUAUCUGAAACGGCACGGAAGGCAGGGGCGACGAUGGAGAGAUGCCCGGUUGCAACCCAGCUCCCUGAUGAAAUGCGUGACGACGAUCGAGCCGCCAACCGGGCAGCCCAGCCAAGCAAAGGACGGCUCCCAAUCGGAUGACGACGACACCAGCGCUGGUUCGGUUCGAGACGAUUCGAGCUGUACAACCGAAGAACCAACAUCGCCGCUCAAGUCGAGCGUCAAAAUGGCGACAGUUGAGGACGAUGCUGUCUCGCAGGUGCCAGCACGAGAUAGCGACCAGCUCGAGGAGCCUGACCAGCAGCUGGCGAUGGAGCUUCCGAGGCUGACGAGGCCGCAGAAGCCAGAGAUGCCACUCUCUGUCCUCUUCUCCGACCCGGAGCCAGUACGGAUGGACCUUCCCCUCGCCGACGAAGAUAUGAUUCAAGUCGCACAGAUAUUGACAGAUCAGGCCGCCAUCGGCUCUCUCGAAAUCUGCAACGCACAUAACGACAUGGAUUCGGAUUCGCCUACGGCUACGGACCUCGGCUACGAAGCGAUCUCAGCAGGCAUGAGAAACGCCAUGGGCAUGUUUCAAGACAUGGUGCCAUCGCUGUUGAGGGGGGCUGACGCCGUCAGUCUCAAAGAUUUCUUGGAUAUUCUGGACGCCCCUCUCGUGGGGCAACCGGGUCGACUGCAGCCUCGGCAGAUUCCUGGGAGGGAUCCCAAUGCUGAGCCGCUGCGAGCGACCAACCUCUACCAGAUUCCGGGGCCCCAUCUCGAGGUUUGCCGAGCAGACUCGAAACUGUCCGUUUUGCCAACCGCCGUCACGUUCUGGGAAAGUUUGGGGCUUGGGCCGUCGUCGGGCGGAAAGGACGUCACAUCUGUCUGCGUAUUCCCAGGAUGGAGCGGCAUGGCCGAUAACGUCGAAACGUUUCUGGACCGCUUGAAAAGUGUGUACGAAACGUUGAAGCUCGGUUCGCUGCAGAAGAUGCCCUUGUCGACAGACAUGGAAGAUGGCGUGAUACCGUAUGAAGUGGACAAAAUAUCGACGUCGCCCGACGCCACCGUGACGGGACACGGUUCGUCCCUCGUUGACAGCAUGGAAAUUUUGCGGGGCGCCAUCAACAACUUGACGGUAACGGACACCAAUCUUGUCGUGUAUUUUGUUUACUCCCCAGGCAGCCCUUGGACGAUUGUCGAGGUCUGUGCGGCAUUCCAGCGAUUCUUCGACUCAUACCGGAAGUCCCUGGCGUCUCAGAAAACGGUUGCGGCGAACGAGCUGGUAUUGCAGCUCGUGUCAGCCGACGUCCUGUCGUCGUCGAGGUCCAAACUGGUGGUUACGCCUCCGACGGAGCUCGUCAAGCUCUGCAUGCAGACGUAUGACCGCUGUACCAGCUUUGGCGGUUCGAUGCCAGCGCCCGCCAUCAGGCUCGAGCCGUCCCUGCCCCGGGCUCUCGAUUUCAAACUGACGGUGUCACCGUCGGUGUCGCUGAUGCGGGAGAACUCGUGCAUACACGUGGCGUACGCGCUGAGCGUCGACGAGAGAUGGGUCACGGCCGCGUGGACGGAUGAUCGAGGGAACCAGCAAGAGACGGCAUCGUACUGCCUGGGACGAAGGGGCCGGCCGAAGUCUCGGUCCCUCAACAGAGUCGCGCGCGAGAUAUGGGAGUCGACGCUGGAUUUGAUUUCCGUCUGCAAGAUCCACUGGCGCAUCGUUAUCACCAAGUGCGGGCCGAUGGACCAACAGGAGAUUGAAGUUUGGUUGGAGCUGGCACGCAAAGAGACGUCUGCAUCCAUAGGGAUGAUGCUGAUGACGGUCGACACGAAGCCUUCGCUGCAGCUCAUCCCGCCGGCCGUCAAGCUGCCGCCUCCGCCCAGUCCGUUCUUGACAACGCCAGUGUCGACACCGUUGCCGACGCCGCAGCCCAACACGGCGUCUCCCGAGCAGAGCGGGACGCCAACGACGCCGACCCGAGAUGGCAGCGGCGCGGUCGGGACGCCCGGAGCGGAUGGCCAGGAUCUUGACGGGGACGCCGUGCUGUCGGAUGCGACGGAGCAGACGUGGGGCGCCGUCGUCGGCCACAGGCUCAACAACUCGGUCAGCGUCCUCGACUUGCACCCGGCGCUCGUAAGCGGCUACUUGAUCAAGCAAACGGGGACACGAAUCGAGGACGCGCCGGCGGUGAUGGAGGUCAACCUUGUACACACGGACGCCAGCCCCCGUGCGUACGAACCGCAUUUUCGGGAAAUGCUGCAUUCGUUUCGCGCCUUGGGCACCCUCGCACGAGCGAGGGGCACGGUCGACAGCGAGACCGAUGUUCGGCCCUGGCACGUUGCGGCUGCCGAGAAGGGGGUACGAGCCAUGUAUCUACUCAUGUAA